Messenger RNA from Sphenostylis stenocarpa, 381 nucleotides. The record is from the annotation of a GenBank genome assembly. Lineage: Eukaryota; Viridiplantae; Streptophyta; Magnoliopsida; Fabales; Fabaceae.
AUGGUUUGGCGCGGUGGAUCUCUCUCGCGGUCGUUACUCUCCGCCGCGAGAUCCAUACCAACUCGUUCCUCCGCUUCUGGCAUUCACCGUCCUUCUUCCCCUUCCAUUCGCUCUCACCUUCUCCACCCUCGCCGCCCCCUAAUUACACUCCCUAGGACUAUUGGAAUUCUCGGCUGCACCCAAUCGCUGAUGCCUCUGCACAGCGUUGACGCCGCCGCUCGUCUCACUUCUCACAUCUCCGUCGAAUCGCGCGCUUGCUGCGAAUUGUCCCAGGGUACUUGUUCCUUCCGAAGCCGUAUUUAUUACAUUAAUGUUUCAUGCUUUUUUCUGUGUAAUGUGCUGUUAGUUUCUCUGUUAUUCUACGCAACGCUUACGUUUUGA